Molecule: messenger RNA, 960 nt
Organism: Trypanosoma rangeli
Lineage: Eukaryota; Euglenozoa; Kinetoplastea; Trypanosomatida; Trypanosomatidae
Exons: 1
Coding region: 1-960 (319 amino acids)
Molecular function (GO): metal ion binding
Source: RefSeq, a predicted model, not a curated record
AUGGAAACCGUAGAAGAAGGUACAGUGAAGACCGCCGUGAAGUGCAAAAACGGUUCCAUCCCCGUUAUUAAUUCAGCGUUUACUCACAUUUACAUGGUGCCGUCCCACUUGGUGGUGCAUGCUCCUUUUGUGAAAUCAGCGGCCACGCGGGCGAUGUUUUGCCGGAACUAUAAACGUUUUGAGGCGGACUCUUGUGCAGUGGGCAGUAAUUGCAGGUUUGUGCAUGCGGACGUGGACCUUGGAACACUGAAGGCGUAUGCGGUUCAUGUGAACUAUACAUGGCGUGAUGAAGAGCUCUGCAUGUACAAACGGUUACCGCCAGGUGGUUUUGUGGAAGUGUUGCUGCCGAAUAGCAAGCCUCCUGCAGUGAAGUUUCCAAGCGAGUGCAUUCUUGCGACUCGGGGUGCGUAUUCAGUAUCAAAAAUGAAGUCCCAAACACUCUCGCACUGUGCACACUACUACUUUAAUUACCUGUGUAACCGUGGCGAAGACUGCGGCUUUAUUCAUGCCGUGUACGUUGACCCAAGCAUCUCUGAGGUUUACAAGCGUGCAACGGGUCGCUCGCACCGCCAUUUUGUGCCAUAUGCGCUGAAAACGUCUACUGGGAGUGCCGUUAACGGCGACCACAAACAUCGUUCUCGCAAGGAGGAACUAACCGAUGUGCAGCCAAACCUUUCCAUGGUGGGUGGAGUUUCCAAAUCUGAUGGUACUGGUGAGGUUCUUUUGUCAACUCUCGUUGGUCAGGGCCCGAAUUCGUGGAGGGGACUGAACUGUUCCAUGGAGGGGAGCGGUGAGGGACCAUACAGCAGUUCAUCAGGUGAGGAAAUUGCAAAGGAGGUGGAAAAAUGGAUGAAUGGCGAUGACGCUUUGCGUACCGCGCCUGAGGUUCAACAUAAUGGACGUCCUUUGGACCGACGUACUUGCCGUGUGUACAGACAUGAUCCUUACCACUCUAUUUAG